AUAGGUCAAUGUGUCCUUCCACACGUGUUUUCGGUAAUCCUUCAGAGGCAGCAGUCAACGUGGAGCAACUCGGCAGUCGUGUGCUGUCAGACUAAUUUAUUCUUUCUUCCAGCGCCUUAAUUUUUACCUUCAGUCAUGCUGAAGUCAGUUGUCCGCGCGGUGGGAGCCGCUGUUCGCAUUUCCUCAGCCACCACGUCCACAGCCCGAGCUCUGCCACUGAGCUGCACGACACUGUGUGCCCCAAGUUCGGCCACAACUCGGCCCUUCACCCGGUCUCUGUGGAUGCUGAAUAACAACGGAGCCUCGUCGGGAUACAGGCCGAAACUGUUCAGUUCAAAAGUGUUGGGUCCCUCGGUGUCGUGUGGAUGUGGAGGACUGCAUACAGAAGGUGACAAAGCGUUUUGUGAUUUCCUGUCUGAUGAAAUCAAAGAGGAGAGGAAGAUCCAGAAAACUAAAGCCCUACCUAAGAUGUCUGGAGGAUGGGAGCUGGAGAUGAACGGCACAGAGGCUAAACUUACGAGAAAUGUUGGCGGAGAAAAAAUCACUGUCACAUUCAACGUCAAUAACAGCAUUCCUCCUAACUUUGACGAAGAGGCAGAACAGGGACAGCAGAAGCCAGCAGAAGAAGAGCCAGAAAUUGUGUCAACACCCAACUUUGUUGUUGAAGUAACAAAACAGGCUGCAAAACAUGCCCUGGUGUUUGACUGCCAUUUCCCUGAAGAUGAGAUGAGUCAUGGUGAAGGAGAAGAGGAGAGCGACAUCUUCGCCAUCCGUGAGGUCAGUUUCCAGCCUGAGGGAGACUCUGAGUGGAAGGACACCAGCUAUACACUCAACACAGACUCUCUGGACUGGGCUCUGUAUGACCACCUGAUGGACUUCCUGGCUGACCGGGGGAUUGACAACACUUUUGCAGAUGAACUGGUGGAGCUGAGCACCGCCGCCGAGCAUCAAGAGUACAUUAAGUUCCUGGAAGAGCUCCAAGGCUUUGUCAAAUGUAACUAAUGUUAGAUAUAAAACUUAAAUUUCACCCUUCUUCAGUACACAUCCUGGCAGAGUUGGAGGUAUGAUGAUCCAGUUCUAAUGAUGCAGCACUGAUUUAUCGAUUGAUACCAUUGGCACUGUAAAGAGACUGAUGAUUACUUGCUUUAGUGUCCGUGACAUUGAGCCAUGUUGCCACCAGCCGUCACGUUAAGUCAUGCUGCAAAUGUGUUCUCUAUGUUAAAAUGUGACUUUAUUUUUCUGUAAGUUAAAUUUAAAUUAAAUAUAUGAAGGUCAUGAAUGACGCAGGUCACAAAUGUCUCUCAGUUUUAGAGUUCCUUUUGUAACUGCACUGAUUUGAUAACGGUCCACUCAAUACUUGUGAAUGUCCAACUAACCUAAAGCCAAUAAAGGGACGAUUUCUCAAGAAACUCCAUGACAUGAAACAAUUUACAGAAUCAGUCCUCACUUCAAUGUAUGUGACAGCCUCUGGUUUUUGGCGAGUCUGCAGAGUAUGAAUGAUCCUUGUUGAAUAAAACAGUUUGAUAUUAA
Molecule: messenger RNA, 1530 nt
Organism: Epinephelus lanceolatus (giant grouper)
Lineage: Eukaryota; Metazoa; Chordata; Actinopteri; Perciformes; Serranidae
Gene: c1qbp
Product: complement component 1, q subcomponent binding protein
Biological process (GO): cytosolic ribosome assembly
Cellular component (GO): mitochondrial matrix
Source: RefSeq, a predicted model, not a curated record